AUGUCUCACCAGCAGCACUCCUCAGCGCUGUUGGGCUUGGAGGAUCCAGAAAGCCUAAUACCAGGUCUCCUUAAGCUCAAUCUUGGAGGUGGCGAAGUGGAGGACAGACCGAUGAAGGAAAAUGUCGAGGGAAUGAAGGAUCCUCCUAAAGGAACUCCAGAGUUCGUCCCAAAGCCAGGUUUUGUGGUGAAGACAAUAUUGGAGAAAUGCACCAAUGGAGUGGACAUGCAAGCGCGGGAUGAGAAGGGAAAGCCUCUCGCAGAGUUCUAUGUGAAUGUUUGCUACGACUACAGAGUUUUACCACCACAGACUCGGGAGGGCAAACCGACUAAGGAACUCGAAACCGCAUUCAUACCGGUCUCUAUAGGUCAGCGCCGUGAGGAUAUGAAAGCAACCGAUAAGGCCAUCGGGAAGCGCGUUCUCGUGGAUGUUGUUGUUCACACAGAUGUGAUGGUAAAGGCCAAGGACGACGUCCAAUUCAAGAGGUUUGUUGCCUUGCUAUGUCUAGACCGGUUGAUCGACUUAGAGAGGAUGAUGGAGGCAUACAAUCGUGAAUUCGAGACCCCGACGGAGGACCAGGUGAAAGGCAUCCAUACAACUCUUUCUGCGGUGCACGGGGCGUCAGUAGCCGCCCUUCGCUUCCGUGAGGCAGCACUGGAGCUCCCCAAGAUAUCGUACAAGGCCGGCAAGCAGCCUUUAUCCCACGUCCUGCAAGCCGAUGCUGACCCCAACUUGGUCAACGCUAUGCCCUCCAAGGAGAAGGAGGCUGUAAAAUCCCAAUCAGCGACACGUUCGCCUGUUGAGCAGAAGCCGCAAGCGUUGAUUAUGCCGACUAGAGGAUCUUCGGAAGGUGGUGAUUUUUUAUUGCGUGAACGAAAGACUGUAGAGCUUUUGUACCUCACUAUGGCAACCUCAACUGCGCAGAGCAAUAGCCCGGACUUUGCUUCUACACUGCAGUUCUACUCUUCCUCGGCGGCACCACCCGUUCUGUCCAAUCAGGAUAAAAUGGUCAAUUUGGGCAAACGGGCAGGUCAGAGCAUACAAACUAACGCGCCAGUCGUCCUUGGUGCGAUAUCAAGUGCAAUCGCUGGAGCUAUGAAUACCGUGAAGGAUGCAGCAUCAGGAGCUACUGGAGCAUCGACGUCUACUAAGACAGAUGGCUUGGACACGUUCGAUUUGGAGUUGGGAAAAGUGAAGAGUAGUGGACAACCCUCUUCGCAGAGUUCGACUGCCCCUAACGCAUCAGCUGAGGAGAAUGUCGGCCUCUUCUCACAGUGGACUAACUCAGCAAUGCAGUCCGGUUCGCAAGCCUUCCGAGGGAUGAAGCAACAGGCUACGGGUAUCGCAUCGACUCGUGACAUGAUAGGGAAGUUCAUCAUGUUGUUCGCUGCGGGCUGUAUAUGCAUGAUGUUGGCUCUGACGUUCCUACCAAUGGUCGUCAUCGCGCCACAGAAGUUCGCUCUCAUGUUCACUGUGGGUAGCUGCCUGAUUUUGGCAAGCUUUUCGGUGCUGAAGGGGCAUGCGGCUUUCAUAGCUCACAUUAUGUCACCGGAGAAGCGCGUUUUCACGGCGGGUUAUGUGGCUUCCCUGGUGGCGACGCUAUAUGGUGCUCUAGUGAGCAAGUCGUACAUUCUCACGGUUGUUUUUUCCCUCGUUCAAGUGGUCGCUCUUGCAUACUUCCUCGUCAGCUAUAUACCCGGAGGCACUCGGGCACUCACGAUGAUAGGAGGUGUUGCGAUGUCAACAGUGAAGAAUCUAUUCUCUACGGGCGGCGGUUCGGCGUCGUCGAGCUCACAAUCGAGCGGUCUACCGCUUUGAAGUGGGCCUUCAGUUUACUUUUGAUAAUGAUGAACAAUGUACAUUCAAUCGAGGAGUCUUCGGAACUGCUGCGUUUGUAUAAAGCUGCAUCGUGAAUGCGGACGGAGGAGCUUAUAGGAUACUAUCGUGUAGCUUUGAUGGCAUCGAUACAGCAGUUGGAGUAACCACACUAUUCUUCUCAU
Messenger RNA from Perkinsus marinus ATCC 50983, 2000 nucleotides. RefSeq lists its product as hypothetical. Gene Ontology annotation, cellular component: membrane. Gene Ontology annotation, biological process: vesicle-mediated transport. The record is from RefSeq and is a predicted model, not a curated record. Bases 1 to 1818 code for a protein of 605 amino acids. NCBI's taxonomy places the organism in Eukaryota, Perkinsozoa, Perkinsida, Perkinsidae. The transcript is spliced from 15 exons.